UGUACACAGUGACACAGUGUUCCUUCCGCACCGCACCAACAUGGCGAAAAAGACGUCGCUGGAAAAAGCGUCCCAAAAUGACGAUAGUAAUAAAUUAAAUGAAGAUCCAGUAGAUGACGAUGAAGAGCCGAAUUUUAGUGAUCCUGAAGGAUACGUGGAUGAUAUCUCCGACGAAGAACUCCUUGGAGAUAUCCUCAGUACGAAACCUUCCGAAACUGAUGGCGUUGAGUCAGUCAUCGUGGUCGAUGGAGUUCCCCAGGUCGAGCCAAACCGUUUGGAAAAGCUCCAAGCCGUUAUUGACAAAAUAUUCACAAAGCAUGGGCCAAUUGUCAACAAAUACUAUCCGACAAACGAGUCUGGUGUCACAAAAGGAUACAUCUUUUUGGAAUUUGAAAAUCCACAUCAAGCUUUGCUUGCUGUUGCGAAAGAGAACAAUUUCAAAAUCGACAAAUUCCAUACCUUCAAGGUGAACUUGUUUACGGAUUUUAAAAAGUUUGAGGAUAUUCCGGAUGACUGGGAACCACCAAAGCCCCAACCUUUCAAGGCUGCUGGCGAUCUUCACUAUUUUCUACUCGAUCCGGAUGCGUACGAUCAGUAUUCGGUUUUGUCCGGUAACUCUUCGGCGGUUGCUGUUCAAAUCUGGCAAAAUUCGGCACCUGAACCUACCAUCGUCGAAGAGCGCGCGAGAUGGACAGAGACUUAUGUGAAAUGGUCUCCUCUCGGAACUUACUUGUGUACGUUCCACAAACUCGGAGUCGCACUUUGGGGAGGGCCUCAAUUUACACAGCAAGCCAGAUUUGGUCAAAAGGGCGUGGAAUGUGUCGAUUUUUCGCCCUGCGAGCAAUACCUAGUGACUUACACUCCUCGCUCCGAUGGAACUCCAGAUCAAAAGCGCGUCGUUAUUUGGGACAUUUUUACCUCCACGGAAAAGCGAUCCUUCAAUUUGGAAGUAUAUUCCGUCUGGCCGAUCUUCCGCUGGUCUCACGAUGAUAAAUAUUUUGCCUGCAUUGGCGAGGAUCUUUUGAGCGUUUACGAAACUCCAUCAUUUGGUCUUCUCGACAAGAAGAGUUUCAAAAUACCGGGAAUCCGAGACUUCAGCUGGUCACCUUCUGAUAAUGUCUUGGCUUACUGGGUCCCUGAGGAUAAGGAUGUUCCUGCGAGAGUAACUCUCUUGGAAAUUCCAAACCGUAAUGAAAUUCGUAACAAGAAUCUGUUCAACGUAGCUGACUGCAAGAUAUUUUGGCAGAAGUCUGGCGAUUAUCUGUGUGUGAAAGUUGAUCGUUUUGCCAAGCGAAAGGAGAAGAUGGAACGGCAAUACACUGGAAUGUCUUACAAUUUUGAAAUCUUCCACAUGAGAGAAAAGCAAAUUCCCGUUGACAGUGUGGAAAUCAAGGAACCGAUUCAUGCCUUCGCGUGGGAGCCAAUUGGCAUGAAAUUCUCCAUUAUUCACGGAGAAGUUCCGGCUGUCAACGUGAGUUUCUACGAGGUGCGGUAUGGACACCAACCUGCUCUUCUGAAAAAAUUCGAGAAGAAGGCUUGUAAUCACCUGUUCUGGUCACCCGCUGGUCAAUUUAUUGUCCUCGCUGGUCUGACGUCAAUGUCUGGAGCCCUCGAAUUCAUCGAUACGAACGACUUCACAAUCAUGAAUCAGACUGAUCAUUAUCAAACAUCGGAUGUGGAGUGGGAUCCGACUGGGCGCUAUGUCGUAACUGCGGUCUCGAGUUGGAAGACUAGUGUGGAUAACGGAUACUGGAUUUGGACUUUCCAAGGACGAAUUCUGAAACGUGUCAACUUGAACGGAUUUAACCAACUCUUGUGGCGUCCGCGACCUCCUACCCUAUUGUCUGCUCAGCAGAUAAAGGAAAUCAAAAAGAAUUUGAAGAAGUAUUCGGCUCAAUUCGAGAGCAAAGAUCGAAUGCGACUCACGCGUGCUUCCAAGGAAUUAAUCGAGAAACGUUGUGCUUUGAUGAAAGCAUUUUUGGAAUAUCGCAACGAAAGGAUUGAGUUAUGGAAGAGUCAGAAAAAACGUCGUUUGGAAUUACGUCGCCAUAUUGAUACGGAUGAGCUGGAUUCAGACACGAAGAACGUGGAGGAGGAAGUUGUUGAAUUUUUCGUAAAGGAAGAGAGUUUCAUCAUUGACGACAAAUAAAAGCGGGGACAGAAAACUUUUCCAGCUGAACAUUAAGACCUCAAGGAAGAGAGCAUUUGUUGCCUCAAAGGAAAAAAAAAAAGAUUCAACAUAGCAAGAUUAAUUCAGAGUCGAAAUUGCUGCUGAAUUACUAACCGGCAGCAUGUUGGUUAUUUGCGGUAAUGGACAAGUCGUUUUUUAUUACCUCUACAAUCUUAAUAAAAUUUCUAUGACUUUGCGCGUUAAGCAUUGCCAUUGUAAUUACGUACAAUUUUAUGAAUUUUAUCACAUACCCUACAGAAUACUUCAUUCCUGGAUGAAUAAACACCUUGAUACGUUUGUUCAAA
This is a messenger RNA of Belonocnema kinseyi, 2475 nucleotides long. It is a transcript of the gene eIF3b, whose product is annotated as eukaryotic translation initiation factor 3 subunit B. Gene Ontology annotation, biological process: translational initiation. The record is from RefSeq and is a predicted model, not a curated record. Lineage: Eukaryota; Metazoa; Arthropoda; Insecta; Hymenoptera; Cynipidae. The coding region runs from base 41 to 2149 and encodes 702 amino acids. The transcript is spliced from 11 exons. Gene Ontology annotation, cellular component: eukaryotic translation initiation factor 3 complex. Gene Ontology annotation, molecular function: RNA binding; translation initiation factor binding; translation initiation factor activity.